AUGACUCAAUCUUUCUCAGACUGGUUCUAUUACAUGCUAAAUAACACAAACAAGGAAAGUAUGCAAAUCAUUACUACAAUCACUUACACUAUAUGGUUUGCUAGAAAUCAGAAAGUUUUUCAACAUCAAGACAUACCUGUGCAAUUAGCUCUCCCCCGUGCAUUGAAGCUGCUUCAUGAAUACCACCAUAACAUCAAUGAUCAACGACUUGAACCCAAGACUUCGUCCCAUCCUUCGUUUGCUAGUAACGACAAAAGCUGGAGUCCCCCGCCUAGGAACUGCCUAAAGCUCAAUGUGGAUGCUCAUCUUCAGGAUGAUGGCCAUUGGGGGUUAGGUAUGGUCCUACGACGGGAUGAUGGCCGCUGCGUUGGGGCUGCAACGAGGGUUAUAAAGGGAUCGAAUGAUGUGGGUUUAGCAGAAACAGCGGGACUCAAAGAAGCGUUGAAUUUGAUUCAGGCGAUGGAGCUCGAUGAAGUUAUUGUGGAGAUGGACGCAGCAGUGAUAGUUAACGCGAUUCACAACAAAAUUUUCCCAAGGAAUCAAUGGGGACUGUUGGCUCGUGAGUGCUCUAGGGCUUUCGAUCUAAACAACAAGCUUUCUCUGAAGUGGGUAAGCAGAGAGGGGAAUCACGCAGCACACUCUUUGGCUAGAUGGGCUUUUACUGAGCCCAACAAGUGGUGGUCCAAUUAUUUCCCUGAUUGUAUAAAUCAUCAUAUCCAAAAAGAUAUGGCCUUUGUAACCUAG
Molecule: messenger RNA, 744 nt
Organism: Trifolium pratense (red clover)
Lineage: Eukaryota; Viridiplantae; Streptophyta; Magnoliopsida; Fabales; Fabaceae
Exons: 1
Coding region: 1-744 (247 amino acids)
Molecular function (GO): RNA-DNA hybrid ribonuclease activity; nucleic acid binding
Source: RefSeq, a predicted model, not a curated record